Messenger RNA from Dromiciops gliroides (monito del monte), 927 nucleotides. Its product is annotated as vomeronasal type-1 receptor 4-like. Bases 1 to 927 code for a protein of 308 amino acids. Gene Ontology annotation, molecular function: pheromone receptor activity. Gene Ontology annotation, cellular component: membrane. The transcript has a single exon. NCBI's taxonomy places the organism in Eukaryota, Metazoa, Chordata, Mammalia, Microbiotheria, Microbiotheriidae. Gene Ontology annotation, biological process: G protein-coupled receptor signaling pathway. The record is from RefSeq and is a predicted model, not a curated record.
AUGACUUCUAGUGACAUAAUCUUGGGGGUCCUUUUUCUGUUUCAGACUGCAUUUGGGGCCCUGGGGAAUUCCUUCCUCCUGGGCCUUUAUUCCAUCACCUUCUUCAUUGAUCCCAGGCUGAGAAUUAUCCACUUCCUUCUCUCCAAUUUGACCUUAGCCAAUGACUUGGUGCUUCUAUCCAAAGGGAUCCCUCAGAUAAUGGCUGCUUUUGGGUUCAACAAUUUCCUGGAUGAUAUAGGAUGUAAACUUGUGUUUUACCUUCACCGAGUGGCCCGUGGCCUUUCUCUCUGCACCACCUGCCUCCUGAGUACCUUUCAAGCCAUCACUCUAAGUUCUAGAAGCUCUAGAUGGGCAGACCUCAAAGCUAGAGGCCUAAAGUCGAUUGUCUCAAUCUGUUUCUGGUGCUGGACUUUAAAUCUGGUGGCACAUUACCUUACUCUUUUAUAUAUCAAAAGCCCAAAUAGAACCAAAAACAUUACUGAAAGAAAUGAUUUCAUUUAUUGUUCUCUUAAAACUGAUGUUCCACUUAAUGCUACACUAUACAUAUUCACAAUAUCCUUUCCUGAUGUUUUUUGUGUAGCAAUCCUGAUUGGGACCAGUGGGUAUAUGGUCUUUGUCUUGUGUAGACACCACCAGAGAGUGAAGUAUAUUCAUCACAAUACCAUCACACCUACCAGCUCCCCUGAGACCAAAGCCACCCAAACUAUUCUACUGUUGGUCAGUAUGUUUGUAUCUUUUUACUCACUAAAUGCUAUUUUAACAUUGUACAUAUAUCUGGGGAAGGUGACUUUCUGGCUGGUUCACACCUCUGCCUUCUUAGCUGCCUGCUUUCCAGCUUGUAGCCCCUUUGUUCUCAUUGUCAGUGACUCUGAAAUCCUUAAGUACUCCUUGGCUUUUUGGAAAAGGAUAAAGCUUCUUGUAAAAUAA